GCUGGAAAUUGAUCAGAGCCCCCUCUCUUACCGGGAAGAGUCAAUUCAUCCGUCCCUAUACGACGCCACCACUGUGGAGAGCACUCGAGAAAGGCGAAGAGGUUCGUAUCGAAGAGGCCGAGCUACAUCAGUACCAACGCUAUCGCUGGCUGUCCAUUUUUCCUUCUCCCAGGAAAUAAACUUUCUAUUAACGACCCCACAGCACCAAAGAUGCCGAGCAACUGGCGGCACGGUAUCGCAAGUUCCGGCUGCCGGCACUGAUCGAUGCCGCCAGCGAAGUAGCCGGUAGUGAUGCUUCCAACUGUACCAAGGUCCUCAAAUGCAUCGAAGGGCAAUACAAUAAGGCCUUGAUCCUGUCGAUGGACAAUGGCCAGGACGUGGUGGCCCGGCUACCCAAUCCCAACGCCGGACCGAGAUUCUACACUACCGCAUCGGAGGUGGCCACGCGUCAGUUUCUCCGAGACCAUCUCGCUCUCCCCGUCCCUCGAAUCUACGCGUGGUCUGUAGAUGAGACAAAUCCAGUUGGGGCCGAGUACAUUCUGGAGGAGAAAGCGACUGGGCAACCGUUAGGGUUGCUGUGGAGCAAUCUGCCAUCCUUGGCUCGUGCGCACAUCAUCGACCAAGUCGUCGACAUCGAGCGGAGGCUUUUGUCUCUUACUUUCCCGCGGCAUGGGUGCAUAUACUUCCAGUCAGACCUCGAGUCACGACCAGAACAUCCCAGUUUCGUUCCAAUACAGAGCCCAGACGGUGGAAGUAGGCCCGCAUUUGCCCUCGGUCCGUUGACCCAUCCACGGUACUGGCACGGCCACAUGGGAAGAGUACCAAUGAACCUCCACAGGGGGCCGUUCAAAAAUAUGGCGGAGUAUGCCAGCGCCAUCGCGCAGAACGAGAUCCGAUGGGCGCAGACGCCCGCCAAACCAAGAAUGAACGUCCGGCGAUCAGAGGAGCAGCUAGAGACAGCAGAUGAGUACGUCGCUUUGCUGGAGCGGUAUACAAAGCUCGUGCCCUACCUGCUCCAGGAACCUCAUGGUCACGAAUCCCCAGACCAGCUGUCGCAUCCUGAUCUACACCUGGACAACAUCUUCGUGGACCCAGCAACCAACAACAUCACAGCCGUGAUCGACUGGCAGCAUGCGGCCGCUUCGCCAGUUGAUCUACACCCGCUGAUUCCGCAGAUGCUGGAGCCAACGACAGCGGGGACAGGCGAAGGCGACGACUCACUCCGACAGUUUUACUUCGCCAAGCUCAAGAGUCUGAAUCCCAGGCGAUGGGAGGCACUUACUGAACCGUGUCACACACUCAGAAUGAAACCUACCCGGCUGGUGCCGGCUUGCUGGCAGCGAGAUGACCUGUUCUCCCUCCGCCACUCACUGAUCGCAGUAGUCGCUCGCUGGGACGAUAUAUGCACCAGUUCAAUUAAAUGUCCGAUCGAUUUCACUAUUCAAGAGCUCCAACAACAUGACGAGGAGAUGGAGCUUAUCGAGGGUGUUUCAUUGGUCUUGCGCCAGAUUCAAGAACAAGGGCUCCUCCCUCUGGGCGGCAUGGUUCCGCGCGAGCGGUAUGAAGUCGCUCAGAGAUUGAGCCAGCAUUUCAGGGACGAGUUUAUCGCAUUGGGGGAGGAUGCGGAGCAGAGGGAGAUACUCGCCAAGAUUUGGCCAUAUUCGUGAGUUCCUGGAGCUGGGUUCUUUGAUGAAAGAAAAAAAAAAAAAGAAAC
This is a messenger RNA of Aspergillus fijiensis CBS 313.89, 1714 nucleotides long. Its product is annotated as aminoglycoside phosphotransferase family protein. The record is from RefSeq and is a predicted model, not a curated record. Gene Ontology annotation, cellular component: mitochondrion. Bases 360 to 1667 code for a protein of 435 amino acids. Lineage: Eukaryota; Fungi; Ascomycota; Eurotiomycetes; Eurotiales; Aspergillaceae. The transcript has 5 exons.